This is a messenger RNA of Elephantulus edwardii (Cape elephant shrew), 3519 nucleotides long. RefSeq names its product tripartite motif containing 37 (gene TRIM37). Gene Ontology annotation, cellular component: peroxisome; aggresome. Bases 453 to 3347 code for a protein of 964 amino acids. The transcript has 24 exons. Gene Ontology annotation, molecular function: ubiquitin protein ligase activity; ubiquitin protein ligase binding; zinc ion binding. Gene Ontology annotation, biological process: protein autoubiquitination; negative regulation of centriole replication. NCBI's taxonomy places the organism in Eukaryota, Metazoa, Chordata, Mammalia, Macroscelidea, Macroscelididae. The record is from RefSeq and is a predicted model, not a curated record.
GCGCAUGCGCGCCGCGUCUCCCCGCGCCGCCGCGCCUACAGCUGCCCUGGUUACCGUUGGUGUUUGCGAAUACCCUGCAGCGAUUUCUUUGCUUGAGGCGGGCUCUGCCAUGCUCUAGCAGCAGUUCGAGACGCGCGCGCCCGCGUCACGUGGUCCUAGGAGCCUUCGCCGUCUGCGGCCGGCGGCCGGGUGAGGCUGGAGGAAGGAGUUGCGGCCACAGCUCGCCCUCUCAGCGCCCCCGGGACAGGCGCGAGGAUAAAAAUGGCGAAACAGGGGUAGCCAGCGCCGCACUCGCGGCGAUGGGGCGCGCAGGUGGGGCGGCUGUCGGAGCCUCCUGACUUGGGCGCUGGGCUGUUCGCGGCGGAUCUGACCUGGUGACCUCAAGCUGGUGCCUAAUAGGUCAGACCACGGACUCCUCGGGUCGCCACGGGCCCCGCCGAGAGCCGGAGGCAAUGGAUGAACAGAGCGUGGAGAGCAUUGCUGAGGUUUUCCGAUGUUUUAUUUGUAUGGAGAAGUUGAGGGAUGCACGCCUGUGUCCUCAUUGUUCCAAGCUUUGUUGUUUCAGCUGUAUCAGGCGUUGGCUGACAGAGCAGAGAGCACAGUGUCCUCAUUGCCGUGCUCCACUUCAGCUUCGAGAACUAGUAAACUGCCGCUGGGCUGAGGAAGUAACACAACAGCUUGAUACGCUUCAGCUUUGCAGCCUCACUAAACAUGAAGAAAACGAAAAGGACAAAUGUGAAAACCACCAUGAGAAACUUAGUGUCUUCUGCUGGACUUGCAAGAAGUGUAUUUGCCACCAGUGUGCACUGUGGGGAGGAAUGCAUGGUGGGCAUACUUUUAAACCUUUGGCAGAAAUUUAUGAGCAGCAUGUCACUAAAGUGAAUGAAGAAGUAGCCAAACUUCGUCGGCGUCUCAUGGAAUUGAUCAGCUUAGUCCAGGAAGUGGAAAGAAAUGUAGAGGCUGUAAGAAAUGCAAAAGAUGAGCGUGUUCGUGAAAUUAGGAAUGCCGUUGAGAUGAUGAUUGCACGGUUAGACACACAGUUAAAGAACAAGCUUAUAACACUAAUGGGUCAGAAGACAUCUCUAACACAAGAAACAGAGCUGUUGGAAUCCUUGCUUCAGGAGGUGGAGCAUCAGUUACGGUCUUGCAGUAAGAGCGAGCUGAUAUCUAAGAGCUCAGAAAUCCUCAUGAUGUUUCAGCAAGUCCAUCGAAAGCCAAUGGCAUCUUUUGUUACCACUCCUGUCCCACCAGACUUUACCAGUGAAUUAGUGCCAUCUUAUGAUUCAGCCACUUUUGUUUUAGAGAAUUUUAGCACUCUGCGCCAGAGAGCGGAUCCUGUUUAUAGUCCACCACUUCAGGUUUCAGGACUCUGCUGGAGGUUAAAAGUUUACCCAGAUGGAAAUGGAGUUGUACGUGGCUAUUACCUUUCUGUGUUUCUGGAACUCUCAGCUGGCUUGCCUGAAACUUCCAAAUAUGAAUAUCGUGUAGAGAUGGUUCAUCAGUCCUGCAAUGAUCCUACUAAAAAUAUAAUUAGAGAAUUUGCAUCUGACUUUGAAGUUGGAGAAUGCUGGGGUUAUAAUAGAUUUUUCCGUUUGGAUUUACUUGCAAAUGAAGGAUACCUGAAUCGGCAGAAUGACACAGUAAUUUUAAGAUUUCAGGUGCGUUCACCAACUUUCUUUCAAAAAUGCCGAGAUCAGCAUUGGUAUAUUACUCAGUUGGAAGCGGCACAGACUAGUUAUAUUCAACAAAUAAACAACCUAAAGGAGAGACUGACCAUUGAACUGUCUCGAACUCAGAAAUCAAGAGAUUUGUCACCACCAGAUAAUCAUCUCAGUCCCCAAAAUGACGAUAGCCCUGAGACACGGGCCAAGAAGUCUGGGUCAAGUUCUGACUUACUUCUUGAAGGUUGUCCAGCCACAGCUUCUGCACGAGAGGCCAAAGAAGAGGAAGAAGAUGAAGAAAAGAUUCAGAAUGAAGAUUAUCAUCAUGAACUUUCUGAUGGAGAUCUGGAUCUGGAUCUUGUUGGUGAAGAUGAAGUAAAUCACCUUGAUGGCAGUAGUUCCUCAGCCAGUUCAACAGCAACAAGUAACACAGAAGAAAAUGACAUUGAUGAAGAAACCAUGUCCGGAGAAAAUGAUGUGGAGUACAACAACAUGGAAUUGGAAGAGGGAGAGCUCAUAGAAGAUGCAGCUGCUGCUGGACCCCCAGGUGGAAGCCAUGGAUAUGUGGGUGCUAGUAGCAGAAUGUCAAGAAGAACACACUUAUGCUCGGCUGCUACGAAUAGUUUAUUAGACAUUGAUCCCUUAAUUUUAAUACAUUUGUUGGACCUGAAGGACCGGAGUGGUAUGGAGAAUUUGUGGGGUUUACAACCUCGCCCACCUGCUUCACUUUUGCAGCCUGCAGCAUCAUAUUCUCGAAAAGAUAAAGAUCAAAGAAAGCAGCAGGCGAUGUGGCGAGUGCCCUCUGACUUAAAGAUGCUCAAGAGACUGAAAACGCAAAUGGCCGAAGUUCGAUGUAUGAAAACAGAAGUAAAGAAUACCCUUUCGGAAUUAAAAAGCUGCAACGCUGGUUCUGGAGACAUGCAGACAAACCUUUUUUCUGCCGACCAGGCAGCUCUAGCUGCAUGUGAAACAGAGAGUUCCAGCAGAUUGCAGGAUUUGGGAAUGGAGCUCCUGGCAAAGUCCUCAGUUGCCAGUUGUUACAUACGGAACUCCUCAAAUAAGAAGAGUAAUUCACCCAAGCCAGGUCGGUCCAGCAUAGCUGGCAGCCUUUCACUUCGAAGAGCCGUGGACUCUGGGGAAAAUAGUCGUUCAAAGGGAGACUGUCAAGGUUUGUCUGAAGGUUCCCCAGGAAGCUCACAGUCUGGCAGCAGGCACAGCUCUCCACGGGCCCUGAUGCAUGGCAGCGUGGGGGACAUGCUGCCCAAAGCCGACGAGCGUCAGUGCAAAGCUCUGGAUUCUGACGCCGUCGUGGUCGCCGUUUUCAAUGGCUUGCCCACUGUUGAGAAGAGGCGGAAAAUGGUCAUCUUGGGGGCUAAUGCUAAAGGAGGGCGCCUGGAAGGAAUACAAAUGGAUGAUCUGGAGAAUAAUUCUGAAGCUGGGGAGUUAGUACAGCCUAUGCUCCCUGAUGGAGCUUCUGCUGCCCCUGAAGAAGGGAUGAGCAGCGACAGUGACAUUGAAUGUGACACUGAGAAUGAGGAGCAGGAAGAACAUGGUAACAUGGGUGGAUUUAAUGACUCUUUCAUGGCACCACUCCCCGAUGAAGACACAUGUUCCAGUUUUCCUGAUGGUGAGCAAAUAGGCCCUGAAGAUCUCAGCUUCAAUACUGAUGAGAACAGUGGAAGGUAAUUGCCAACCAAGCCAGGAGAACUGACUCCCAAGUUACCUAGACCCUGAAAUUUGGUGUAGUUGGUGCUCAGAUUUUUCAUCAGUUAAAUAACUAGAUUUGGUCAUCUUUAUUUUUUGUUGUUGUUCUCAUCAUCUCUACCUGAAAUAAAUAGUAAAUCUGAAAUUAUUAGAA